Molecule: messenger RNA, 1308 nt
Organism: Galleria mellonella (greater wax moth)
Lineage: Eukaryota; Metazoa; Arthropoda; Insecta; Lepidoptera; Pyralidae
Exons: 4
Coding region: 48-1238 (396 amino acids)
Source: RefSeq, a predicted model, not a curated record
AGGAUAGCGUCCGGUUUUGUGAUUUUCCUAUAAAAUAGGCGUCUGGGAUGAGUUUAACGUUAUUCAACUUCCACGGCCCUGAACAAAACAUAACCAUGUACAAACUGUUCAUAUUCGCCGCUGUGCUGGGGCUCGCUGCUGCCAAAGCUAACUAUGGCUCGGCUGUAUCCGUCGCGCCAUCAGUGGCCGUGUCAACACCUGUACCUUACACCGCAUCAGCAGUACAAUCAGCACAAGUCGCCUACCCUUCACCAGUGGCCUACUCUGCACCAGUAGGCUAUUCGUCUCCAGUAGGCAUUUCUGGACAAGUAGGCUACCCAGCACCAGUAGGAUACUCAUCGCCAGUAGGUUACUCCUCACAAGUGGGAUACUCUGCACCAGUAGGUAACCCCGCACCAGUAGCCUAUUCGUCAGCAGUUGCCUACUCUGCUCCCCCAGCUGUGGGUGUUACCCCUCGUAACGGGUACUCUGCUCCAGUAGCCUCGGCACCAGUCUCCUCAGUCGCCUACUCUGCCCCUGUCUCCUUCCCCAGGUCUGCCGUAUCGUCCGCACCAGCAGCAGUUUCCUAUGCCACCCCAUCGGUUAACCCUGCACCUUACACUGCUCCCGUCCCCGCACAAAUUGCCUCAUUCGGCUACCCAUCAUACCCAGCCCAGUUUGCUUACUCUGGUUAUUCCCCAUACUAUACUGGAUACCCUGGCUACAACUAUGGAUUCGGUUACAACUACCCAUCUUACUACUGGAAGAAACUAUCAAACAUGUACAAAUUGUUGGUUGUCGCCGCUGUUUUGGGGCUUACCGCAGCUAAGCCUAGCGGUCUGUUUGGCGGAGUAGCUUACACUGCCCCAGCCGUUGCCGCCGCCCCAGCCGUCGCUUACUCUGCACCCGCCGUCGGCUACUCUGCGCCCGCGAUCGGCUACUCUGCGCCCGCCGUCGGCUACUCUGCGCCAGCUAUCGGAUACUCUGCACCAGCCAUCGGCUACUCUGCACCCGCUGUCGCUGCCCCAGUAGCUUAUUCUGCCCCUGCCGUCACCGCUCCAGUAGCUUACUCUGCCCCAGCCGUCUCUGUCGCACCUGCUGUAUCCUACGCAAGGUCCGUGGUCGCUGCUCCAGCCGUCUCUCCCAUCGGCUACAAUGCCGGUUACGCUGGUUAUGGAUAUGGCGCUGCCCCCAUUGCCUACUCUGGAUAUGGUCUAGGCUACGGAUACGGCGGUUACGGCUACUUGAAGAAACGUUAAGAUCCAAGCGACUACCACAAUCAGUUUUAGGUACAUGUUCAUAUGGCAAUAAAUGUAAAAUGAUAAAAUG